GCACAGAUGAUAAAAAUGAGCAGGUAAACAGGUAGAGUUAGUCAGACAGUGAUGUCAUAAGAACGGAAGUUUUUGUGAAGUAUCAACACGCAGUAAUAGAUGGAUAUUCCUGCAUGUACCUCAGCAGCAGAAGGCUACACAUGCCCACCCCCUGCAUACAAUGACUUUAAUAAGUUUCCCAUUUAUGAGGAAAUUCUACCUUCACCGCCACCCGAAUAUACAAUUGCCACAGCGCCACCUCUUGGCAGGGGGAGAGUCAAUAUUCAAGAUAUUCCUCAAAACCCUAACAGAAGGAGGGCAGACCCUUAUCCUGUCCUCAAUGUGCCCCCUCAAAUCGAAAUUGUCCAACACAGAGAACAAAUAUUCAUGCAGCAGAUAGUGAAUCCUGUAGCUCCUCAGGUGGUCGUGGUGCAGCCACAGCAGAUGGUUGUUCUUUUGGAUGACACACCGACAGCGACUGUGUGCAAGUACUGCCAUAGGAGCAUCAUCACUAAUGUCAAAUAUAAGGCUGGUUCUGCUGCAUGGGGCAUGUGCUGCUUAUUAACUGUACUUGGGCUCAUUUGUGGAUUUUGCCUCAUCCCAUUCUGUGUCAAGGGGUUUAAAGAUGCCCAUCACUCCUGUCCUUACUGCCACAAGCAUUUAGGAAUAUACACCCGCAAAUGACUUUAUUUCCAAACUCUCACACACAUUCAGCAUUAUGAUCAAUACUUGUGUUUUUUUUAAAAGUCUAUAAACUGCCACAAUGUAUUAAAACAAUUAUAAUGCAAAACAUAACUGCUUAGUUAGCAAUUUAAUUACAGGACCCGUCAAACUGUUACUCUGUAUUUAAUGUGAUACAUAUUUUGUUACAAUAAUUUUAAUGUAUUCCUUCUUUUAAAAAAGAGCUUGUAAUUUUACCAAGAUGGCAGUUUAAAUUUUACAAAUACCACAUUUUGUUAUCUAUAU
Molecule: messenger RNA, 945 nt
Organism: Labeo rohita (rohu)
Lineage: Eukaryota; Metazoa; Chordata; Actinopteri; Cypriniformes; Cyprinidae
Product: lipopolysaccharide-induced tumor necrosis factor-alpha factor homolog
Exons: 5
Coding region: 100-663 (187 amino acids)
Molecular function (GO): zinc ion binding
Source: RefSeq, a predicted model, not a curated record